Molecule: messenger RNA, 1132 nt
Organism: Striga hermonthica
Lineage: Eukaryota; Viridiplantae; Streptophyta; Magnoliopsida; Lamiales; Orobanchaceae
Source: the annotation of a GenBank genome assembly
GGCUGCGAACUGGAUUGGAGUUAAGCGUACUAUGACUACCAUCUGGCGACUCAAUCAAUCAAUGGAAAUCAAGGAAUUGAGUCCAAAUUAUUUCCAGUUCAUAUUCCAAAGUAGAGAAGAUAAACAGAAAGUAGCAAAUGGCAUCAAUUGGAGCUUCGAAAACCAGUAUCUCGUUCUUAAGGAAUGGCAACAUGGUAUUUCAAGUAAGCAUUCCUAUUUUCAAGAUCUCAAUAUUUGGGUUCAAGUUACAAACACACCCAUCAAUUGGCUGAGCACUGAGGUGGGACUAAAAAUAGGAAAAGUUUUCAAGAAUGUUAAGAACGUUGUUUUAGCUAAUGCUGGGAAUCACGGUGGCAAAUAUCUUAGAUUGCUGGUCAUAGUUAACCUGAAUGAGCCUUUGCCUAGAGUUGCAAACAUCGGACUGGGAGACCAAACAGCUCAGGUAGGAUUUAAAUAUGAAAAUCUUCAAAAUCUGUAUCACUAUUGCGGUAUAAUUGGGCAUUUGGAUAGAAGUUGUUCAAAGAGGAUUUCAGACAUCAAUAGUAACUCUCUUAAAGAAGGUCAAUAUGGAGAUUUUCUGAAAGCAACAGAAAACCAGAUAUGGUUUGACAAUGCAAAUUCAAGUUCCAGAGGUUCUCCAUCCACCGAUUCCCCCACAAGGAAUGAGAACAGAUCUCCUCCAAACACAUCAUCUCAGCAAGCUGAAACCAGUCAACAGAUUAUCCCUGUCCCAAACGCAACACCUACCAGGAACAUAGAGAAAGACCAGGACUCAGUAGCUUCAGCCUCUCAUACUCCUGAGGUCAGAGACACAUCAGUUGAAUCCAAUCUGCAAAUAGUGGAAUCAAGCAAAAUAAUGGAGUUGGACCCUCUUCCCUAUACUCCAGAAGCAGUUCUUUCAAUUAGAGAUAUAGUAGUUACCAACUCUUCUCAUCCUCUGAAGACUUGGAGAAGGGAUAUGAGCAAAGCAGGCAGACUGCUGAGGGAGUCUGCUAUUUCCAUUGUCACUGAACAAGAUCCUCUGAAAAAAAGGCAUAGGACUUCAGAAGAAGAUCAAUCAAACUCUCAUCAGCAGAUCAUCCUAAGUCAAACAGCACCAAAAAAGCAUAAACAGCAAGAGCACAAUGAAAAG